CACCGGUGCACCGUUACUCAGUUCUGUGUGUUAACGGACUGCGCUUCCCAUAAAUAAACUACCAGCAGAAAACUAAUCGAAUCAUCUCGGGACGGAGCCAUGAAGAAGUAUCAUCACUUGCUCGUCUGUCUCGUGCUGUGCAUCGUCACCAUCCCGCAGCGUGGUGACACAAACCCUUGGCCGGACUUUGCGGUCCCCGCACGCAUGACCGGAGUCGGUAGCGGGAGCCUCGAUUCGACUGGGAACGUGGUACAAAACACGAACCGCGUCCUGAACCUGCUUGACCAGUUCCAAUCGAUCACCGAAACACUGUACGGGCUGCAAACUCCCGAACUGUACCGGUUGGCAACGGGCUUUCGGUUGGUGCUGGACAGUUUGGUCGAGUCGGGCAGUCCCAUCUUUCAGGGGCUCUCGAAUGCGGCCCGCCUUUCCAGCGGUAACAUAACGACCGUCUUCGAUGGAAUCCGCCAGAGCAUCAAUGCAACGAUUGCACUGAACGAGCUGCACCAGGCAGCAAUCAACGGGACGAGUCUGUUGCUCGGUACGGCGGGUGUACAAAACAUUUCCACCGUGCUGGACCAACUGGUGCGUAAUGUGGCCAACCUGAGCGUUACGCUGGACGAGAUAGAACCGGCACUGGUUGAGAUACAGCAGUUGGUCCGCCCGAGCCAAGCGCUGGUGGACAGUCGGUAUCCGCGGGACGGCAUUCGGAAGCUGAACGGUAUCCUGCUGGACUACGUCAACAUUGGGCGGUCGACGGUACCGCAAAUCAACGCCGUUGUCAAUCGUAUCCGAAUGAUGGAUGGUUUUAUCACCCGGCUAGCGUCGGUAACGGGUGGGUUGCGAAGCUAUCUGAACAGUACGCUCGCCACUGUGAACGGGACCAUCUACAACGGGGUCCAGCUACGACUGCAGAACGCGCUGCGUACAAUUCGUACCAACUUUAACGGGACAGUUACGAGCACUACGAGAAAACUGAAACAGUUCUUUCUAGAUGAUCUGGAAUCGGUACAGCUAGCGGCAAGGAAUGCGAGCGGGCUGCUUGUCAAACGUCUCACCAAUGUCACCGAAUUGUUGGAUGAAGUUGCCAACAACACCACGGUGGUGAUGGAGGGCCACGAGACGGAAUGGGUGAUGAAUCGUACCAUCGCAAUCGUCACAGAGCUUGCUUGGAGGAUGGCACUGUCCGUUACCUCCUCGGUACCGGGGGCGGAUAGUUGCUUUGCGAAGUUUAACUACGAGUACGACAAGAUACCGCGGCUUAUCUACGGAUCGCUGGUGAGCUGCGGUCAGGGUGAGGCUCGCUCACUGCAGAGCGUAGCGAAUGCACUGGUCGGGUACUUGGGAGUUGUACAGGCACAGCUCACCUCGGAAGCGGAUCAAUACAAUCAAUGUUUGAGUGGGUUGGUGCCGGGGUCUGCCGAUGCACUGAAGCUUCAGCGUGCCGUUUGUCUGCAGGGAGCCGAACAGCUCUCCGCUAUCUGGGGUGACACAGUGGUCGAUAAUCAACUGCAAGCGUUCGAAGAGUUGGUGCGCGAAGAGGUAGGCUAUAGUGCAACUCGCCAUUAUCAGUGCGUUCAAACGAGUGAUCAGUUGCUGUUGACGGAGGUAAGGAGCCUGUGGAGAGCUAUUGCCGGUUGCUUCAGCUAAUGGAGGCGCAUGGUGUUUUUCGCCUUGAAGAUAGAGGUGGUGAUACAGUGGUGGUGAUAGAGUGGGAACCAACGCGUCGUUGUUGUCUUUCAAAAGAAUUAAUAAAUGAACAGGCGAAAUUUAAUGUAAAGCAUGAUCAA
This is a messenger RNA of Anopheles stephensi (Asian malaria mosquito), 1790 nucleotides long. RefSeq lists its product as uncharacterized. The transcript has a single exon. NCBI's taxonomy places the organism in Eukaryota, Metazoa, Arthropoda, Insecta, Diptera, Culicidae. The record is from RefSeq and is a predicted model, not a curated record. The coding region runs from base 100 to 1650 and encodes 516 amino acids.